Messenger RNA from Colletotrichum costaricense, 663 nucleotides. RefSeq lists its product as uncharacterized. NCBI's taxonomy places the organism in Eukaryota, Fungi, Ascomycota, Sordariomycetes, Glomerellales, Glomerellaceae. The coding region runs from base 1 to 663 and encodes 220 amino acids. The transcript has a single exon. The record is from RefSeq and is a predicted model, not a curated record.
AUGAUUACGCCCUCCGACACUCACCAUCAACCAGCAUCGAGUAGAGGGUGGACAUGGUGUGCUGCAUCUGGCCCCAUCGGGAACUUGCUAAGAGCCCACCACAGAUCACCGUCGCAGGGAAGCUCGCCGUUAGCUCGACAUUACGACGUGCUUGGGCGUUGGUUCAAUGGCUCGCCGCAGCCUCCGGUACGAUGCUGGUCGGCUGCGACGCCUUGGCUGGCAUCUGAUUCCACCACUUUUGUCAACCACAUUCCGUCACCCUCUGCUUCGAAUUCCAUGCACUACCGAGCCAAUGGAUGCCACCCCGGCUUCUGUGCAGCCAUGCCAAACGCCACUUCGCCAGUCGUAACACUGUCGCUGUUGUUCGUCUGCGUUGGAUUCCAGAAGCAUGAAUGGGCCCGAAUCUGGGUCCGAGCCUUUGGUCUUCCAUCAGAUUCCGCCAUCAUCCCUCUUAGGGUAUUUCAGGUGGUCGAAUCUUGCAUGGAACAGCUGCCGUCGAUGCUUCACAAUCGCCACUGUUACUUCACUAUCAAGACUUGUCUGCAGGUUUACCGUCAAUGGAAACCCGCACCUGUUGAUAUACGUCGAACUGCAUCGGUUCUUUGGAUGGCAGUCCAAAUGACCCAUCAUACGCAUACAUAUAAUCCACUAGCCAAGUUGUAG